AUGAUCAGAGCAGGAUAACAACGAUAAAAUCAUUUAUUGCUUUUAGUUUUUGAUUAGAAAUUUAAGGUAUACCAAUUGAUUUAUUUCUUCGGUUUGAGUAUACAUCCUCAUUGGAGAAAAUACUGAGCCAAAAGAUUUACCCAUUAGUAGUACUGAUAUCGUCUGGUAAAAAUGUAAAUUGUCUUUUUUUACUAUUAUCAUCCAGAAAUUAUUUUUAAAAAACAUAUAGCUCUAUUACAAUGUAAAGUAUUCACUACCCAAAUCAGACCUAUUGGUUAAACAAUUUAUUUAAAGCAAUAAGUAUCAAUAUAGUAACUUAGAGUUUAGUUACAAAUACUCCAUAGAUGAAUGUUAGUCAAAUAGAGAACUUAUUGGACGGAAGCAUGAUUCUUACUAAUGA
Molecule: messenger RNA, 400 nt
Organism: Paramecium octaurelia
Lineage: Eukaryota; Ciliophora; Oligohymenophorea; Peniculida; Parameciidae
Source: the annotation of a GenBank genome assembly